GUUCGCAAUGGGUUCACUUUGGCACCAUGUACUCCAAGUACUUCUUGCCCUGAUCCUUGUGGAUCUCGGAAUGGCUUUGGUCAGUGACGCGGAGUGGGCGCGGUACAAGGCCCGGUACAAUAAGCACUACAAGUUCAACGACAACUACCACCGAGAGAUAUACAAUAGAAGGGUCCAGGCAGUUGCCAGAAACAACAGGCUCUUCGCGGAGGGAAAAGUGGGAUACAAGAUGGGGCUGAACGAGCACUCCGACACGGAUCAAAGCUUACUCUUUAGCUACCGAACGUCCAUGAAAAUGCCUCCGGACUCGGGCAACCAUGUCGUGAGAAAAACGCCGUGCUACAAGCGCUACAACGAGAUAACCAGAGGGAUUGACUGGCGGCAGUACGGUUACGUAUCGCCGGUGGAAAACCAGGGCUCGGACUGCCAGAGCUGCUGGGCCUUCUCCGCCUCGGGGUGCCUGGAGGCCCACCUGGCGAAGAAGACCCUCAGACUAGUGCCCCUGUCCCCCAAACACUUGGUGGACUGCGUCCCCUCUCCGAGCCAGGGAUGUCAGCGGGGCUGGGUGAGCUUGGCCUUCAACUACACGAGGGAUUAUGGCAUCGCCACCAAGCAGUCCUAUCCCUACCAGCCCCAAACGGAUGCCUGUCGCUGGAACCCCAAAAGCAGUGCUGGAACCCUGCGCAGUUACGUCACUCUGAACAACAACGAUGAGAGGGAAAUGGCCGAGGUGGUCUACAACAUCGGACCAGUGACCGCCUCCAUUGACCACGUGCACGAAGAAUUCACCCAGUACGUAAGUGGCGUCCUAAGGAUUCCCGGCUGCCGGUCCGCGAGGAUGAAGCUCUCCCACUCCAUGCUAGUGGUGGGCUUCGGAACGGAUCCCACCUGGGGUGACUACUGGCUGAUCAAGAACUCCUAUGGAACGUCCUGGGGCGAAAACGGCUACGUAAGACUGGCCCGCAACGCUGGCAACAUGUGUGGAAUCGCCUCGUAUCCCCAAUACCCAAUUUUGUAAGUCUGUCAGUAUGAAGAUCUAAAACUGCCUGUAAAUGUUUUUGAAGUUAUUGCAACGAAGUCAAAGAUCGUUUAAAAUUAUAUCCAACAGUAUAUUUUGCUAUAUCAUGUAUUAAUACAUUAAUCAUUUAUGACAAAGGGUUCUUUUUUAAGCUGAAAUUAAUGUAAUGUUUUUUAAAUAAAAGAAUCAUUUAUCCCCAUAA
Molecule: messenger RNA, 1220 nt
Organism: Drosophila ficusphila
Lineage: Eukaryota; Metazoa; Arthropoda; Insecta; Diptera; Drosophilidae
Product: procathepsin L-like
Exons: 1
Coding region: 8-1018 (336 amino acids)
Biological process (GO): immune response
Cellular component (GO): lysosome
Molecular function (GO): cysteine-type endopeptidase activity
Source: RefSeq, a predicted model, not a curated record